CUUCUAUAAUAGUUAUCUCAGUGUUCAGAGAGAGGUACUUGCCUGAUCUAUGUCAACUUCUUCAUAAUCCGAAUCAGAUUCCUCUUCAACAGCGUCUAAUUUUUUCUGUACGUUUAUUUCCAAUUUGUCUAUUUCUGCUUUAAAUGGCCGUUUAGCAGCUUUCUUGGGCUUGCCCAUAUUCAAAUGGUUUUAUAAGUUUUUUGUUGGUGCUUUUUUCCACAUGCCUUGAAAAAAGGUGUUUAUUGAAAAAGUGAGGUUAGGAUUUUUUGUGUAGUGGGUCUAAUAGAUGGCAACGUUGCAAUCGAAGUUGGGAUGGCGCUUUCCAUUUUCGGUUUUACUGCUCCUCAGAUCAGAGCACUCCUGUCUGGGCGGUGACGUCACAACUCAGAUCUCUGCGGGAGUGCUCCGAGAGCGAGAUUUGAGAGCGUUCUAUUAGUUCUUAUAGCUCGUCAAAUCGAACACGUGAAUCUCGCCCAGAGCAACGCUCUAUAGCCGAACAUGUUUCGAAUCGUUUUUUAGUCAAUCAAGUGCAGUUUUGACGCAAAAGUCGAAAGCGCUAUUAUAUCUUUGAUGACGUCACUGGGAGACCAAUAGAAAAGUAAAAUCGCAAUCGCAAUGCAACACAAGAUCGACUAAAAUAGCAUCGAGAAAUAAUUAAAUUGAGCUGAUGGAUUCUUCCAUUGUCUACCACAACCUCUGACCUCUGACUUACCUUAUCAAUUAUAAAUUUUGAAUAAAGAUCAUCUUCGCAGUAAUCGGACUUCGAUCAAUGGUUAUUUUGUUACAAAGAGAAAGCCGUAUCCUUUAUCCCAUUAUUCCGCAGUAUAUCCGUUCUUGUUCAUCCCAUAUCAUAUCCAAUGUAGUUAUCUUUCUCUGAUGAGAGUAGAUGUUUGUUUACAAAUAUAUUAUGACAGGUAACAACAACACUACUUUCUAAAAUUGAAAAUAUGUCAAAAAAUUGUACAUUUUCAAAAUUUAUUAUUAACUUUCUAUUAUUUUUUUUUCUUGAUGCGAUUUUGUCUUGAUAAUGUGUAAAUACUAAAAAGUCACAGAUAAAGAGUUUUUGGAUUUGAAAAUUUCAGUUAAACAGUGUGGGCGUCACAAGGGAUUUAAAUGAAAAUCCUGAUAAGCCAAAACAAUACAAAAUAUAUUUUUGUAUUAAUAAUUUAUUUUACAUAAUUAGAGCGAUAAUAUGGAAAAAAGCAUUGUGAGAUUUGUACCAAAAGGGGACUCGAAGAGAGACUUGGAAGAUUUUGAUAAAUUUAAAGUACACAUUCAAAAAAUCGAUGGAUCCAUUGUGAAGUCGACGAACAAUAAGUCCUACAUUGAUGUCACCAUUCCUGAAGGAAAUUAUGACCUUAUCAAAAACACCUCUGACAAUUUAGGAUUCAAACCCCUAAUCGAUCAAUCCCACUUGGAAAAUGAACCAACGCCCAGUAUAUCUCCUACAGGAGACUACAAGAGCCCAUUCCCUUACAGUACUGACAACGAUGUCAGUAUCACCACACAAAUUAACAUAGUGGGCAUGACUUGCCAAUCUUGCGUUAGAAGCAUACAAGACAAUAUUGGCAACAAAAAGGGUAUCCUUAGCAUAAAGAUCAGUCUUCAAGAAAAUACAGCUCUAGUUACCUAUGACCCAAAAAUAACAAAUGCUCAAGAAAUAUGUGACUGGAUUGAUGAUAUGGGGUUUGAGGCCUCAUUACCGUCAAUCAGUAGUAGACAAAAUAGUGGUUUGAGUGAAUGCCGGGUGCACAUAGAUGGUAUGACUUGUAAUAGUUGUGUGCAAACUAUUGAGGGUAUGCUAUCUACUGUGAGUGGCAUAACUUACGUAAAAGUAGACUUAGGAGAAAAAGAAGGCUUUAUACAAUUUUUACCUGACAAAAUUAAUCCUAAAUCUAUACCGGAGCAAAUUGAAGACAUGGGUUUCGAAGCUUUCAUCAAAAGCAUCAACGGAAAGCCUGUUAAGAAACCAACUUCAUCUCCCCUUGCCAAUGGAAGCACAAGCAAAGACAUUUCGGGAUUCAACUUAGAAAAGUGCCAAAUUAAUAUCAAAGGAAUGACCUGUGGUUCUUGUGUAGCUGCCAUCGAAAAACACGUACAGAAAAUAUCGGGGUGCUAUAAGAUUCUUGUAUCUUUGCUCGCGGCCAGAGCAGAGGUGCAGUUUGAUCCUAGUAUGGUGACUCCGCCAGAUAUAGCUGCUUCGAUAACGGAGCUGGGGUUUCCUUCUACUGUUAUGGUGCAGUCUGGAGCUGGACAAUCCGAAGCUGAUAUCGAAAUAUUUGGUAUGACUUGCGCCAGCUGCGUGUACAAAAUAGAAAGCAACAUUAUCAAAGUUCCUGGCAUAUUGAGCGCACAAGUCGCCCUUACCACACAACGUGGCAAAUUCAAGUACGAUCCCGAAGUUACCGGCCCUAGGAGUAUUAUCGAAGCUAUAAAUAGGUUGGGCUUUGAAGCAAAACUUUUUACAAGAGAACGCGACGAUGACAGACUGCUACAAAAAGACGAAAUACGCAAGUGGAAAAGAAGUUUUCUGUUUUCCUUGGUAUUUGGCGGACCUUGUAUGGUGGCCAUGAUGUACUUUAUGAUUGCCAUGUCUACUGGGAAUAUGUCGCAUGAAGACAUGUGCUGUGUAGUACCAGGCCUCUCCCUCGAAAAUCUGAUAACAUUCACUCUCUCCACCCCCGUACUUAUCCUAGGAGGUCGUCAUUUUUUCAUACAAGCCUACAAAGCCCUUAAACAUCGCACAACCAACAUGGACGUCCUUAUCGCCAUGGCCACUUCCAUUUCGUACAUAUACUCCGUCAUAGUGGUCGCAGUCGCGAUGAUUUUACAGCAAAAAACAUCGCCGCAGACCUUUUUUGACACCCCGCCAAUGCUGUUAGUGUUUAUAAGUCUCGGUAGGUGGUUGGAGCAUAUAGCCAAAGGCAAAACUUCCGAGGCUUUAAGUAGGCUCUUGUCCUUGAAGGCCACCGAUGCUGUCGUAGUUAUUUUAGGCGAAAAAGGCGAAAUAGUUAGCGAGCAAAAUGUAAAUGUCGAUUUGGUGCAGCGAGGAGAUAUUUUGAAAGUCGUGCCAGGUGCUAAGGUCCCUGUAGACGGAAAAGUUAUACAGGGGCAGUCGAUGUGCGACGAAAGUCUCAUAACUGGAGAAAGUAUGCCAGUACCGAAGAAAAUCGGUAGUUCUGUCAUAGGGGGUUCGAUAAAUCAGCAUGGAUUGCUGAUAUUCAAGGCUACGCACACUGGGGAGGCAACCACCUUGUCGCAAAUAGUUAAAUUGGUGGAGGAGGCUCAAACUUCUAAAGCUCCUAUACAACAUUUAGCUGAUAAAAUUGCAGGAUACUUUGUUCCUGCUGUAGUUGCAGUCUCAUUACUAACCCUCAUAAUUUGGUCCAUAAUUGGUGCUAUUGAUAUAAAUAAGUUGCCCAUAAGUCCAUCGGAAAAAGAAGGUUUCACCAAUACAGAAAUCAUAUUACAAUUUGUCUUCAGAUGUGCUCUAAGUGUUUUGGCAAUAGCUUGCCCUUGUGCUUUAGGUUUGGCUACACCUACCGCUGUCAUGGUAGGAACUGGUGUGGGUGCUCUAAAUGGAAUCCUAAUAAAAGGGGCGGGUCCCUUGGAAAAUGCCCACAAAGUAAACGCCAUUAUGUUCGAUAAAACCGGAACCAUUACCAAAGGUACCCCAGAAGUGGCCAAGAUAUGGAUGCAAGGCGACAGUUAUAGUCCGGCUCUGAUAUUAGCCGCUGUGGGGUGCGCCGAGGCCAAUUCCGAGCAUCCUCUAGCUGCGGCCAUUUUGAAGUACGCCAGAGACGUAUUGAACUGUGAUAUUAGUGGAAAUAGUAGUAAUUUUCAGGCCGUUCCUGGUUGCGGUCUUCGAUGCACCGUCUCCGACUUGUCUUCCUGCAUUAAAAAUGCCAAAAACAGCGUCGAAUUAUCUAGUUUUUCAUCGCUCCUGUCUGCUGGCAGUACAGGUACUUUUAAAAUCAAGGGCGUCGAAGUGGAAGUGUAUCAGUCGCCUAAUUUGCGUCUAGGACAUCUGAUUGGAAUGGGGGACGCGCCUGAGGAUACUGGAUUGGGAAAGUACAACGUUAUUGUAGGUAAUCGAGAAUGGGUGCGCAGAAAUGGCCUAACACUAAUGCCCGAAGUGGACAAAAAAAUGAUUGCUGAAGAGGAAGAAGGAAGAUCUGCGGUUCUUUGCGCUAUUAAUGGUACAAUCGUUGCUAUGAUAAGUGUAGCGGACAUGGUUAAACCAGAGGCCCACUUGGCUGUCUACACUCUUAAGAAAAUGGGAUUGGAGGUGAUUCUGCUCACUGGCGACAACAGACAAACUGCCGCUAAUAUAGCGAGGCAAGUUGGGAUUACAAAGGUUUAUGCGGAAGUUUUACCGUCGCAUAAAGUAGCCAGAGUACAACGGUAUCAAAGUAGAGGAAUUCGCGUAGCGAUGGUAGGCGACGGUAUAAACGAUUCUCCGGCUCUAGCACAAGCAGACGUUGGUAUGGCCAUAUCUUCUGGGACUGACGUCGCUGUAGAAGCAGCGCACGUCGUACUUAUGAGAAACGAUCUCUUGGACGUGGUAGCUUGUUUACAACUCAGCCGAAAAACCGUCCGCCGGAUACGUCUCAAUUUUCUAUUUGCCAGCAUGUAUAAUUUUUUGGGUAUUCCCCUAGCAGCAGGUGCUUUCAGUAUGGUAGGUUUCAUGCUAGCCCCGUGGAUGGCUAGCGCAGCCAUGGCCAUGAGUUCCGUUUCCGUUGUGGCUUCAAGCCUUAUGUUGAAACUGUGGAAAAAACCUUCAAGAACAGACCUGGAAACAGCAGAGUAUCUAGCAAGUAGAAACAGUUGUUCACUAGAAGCUAUUUCUAUUCAUAGAGGCUUGGACGACAUCCAGAGUCUAGGAACGGGCAGUCCUUCGACAUUGUCUAGGUUCCUCGGAAAGAAAUCUUCAACAAAACAAAGACUUUUAUCGGAAAAAGACGAAGAAGCUUCCAUCGAGUUCUGUAACAGCCAAACUAGAGAAUACGACGUGCAGCAGCCGCUUAUAUAAGAUGCCCAAUUUUCAAUUUUGUUAAUCAUUAUUAGUACAUAAAUCUUUUAGAUACUUAACAUCAAAUGCAGAGAGGCUUACUUUUUAUUGAUUUUGUCUUUUGCAAAAUACUUAUUGUGAUCUAUAAUUUUUAAUGUUAUUAAGAGAUAAUAUAUUUCUAUCGAUUAUAAACA
Ceutorhynchus assimilis (cabbage seed weevil) is the source of this 5205-nucleotide messenger RNA. The record is from the annotation of a GenBank genome assembly. NCBI's taxonomy places the organism in Eukaryota, Metazoa, Arthropoda, Insecta, Coleoptera, Curculionidae.